Molecule: messenger RNA, 1388 nt
Organism: Pteropus alecto (black flying fox)
Lineage: Eukaryota; Metazoa; Chordata; Mammalia; Chiroptera; Pteropodidae
Gene: PPIL3
Product: peptidylprolyl isomerase like 3
Exons: 7
Coding region: 609-1094 (161 amino acids)
Biological process (GO): protein peptidyl-prolyl isomerization; protein folding
Cellular component (GO): catalytic step 2 spliceosome
Molecular function (GO): peptidyl-prolyl cis-trans isomerase activity
Source: RefSeq, a predicted model, not a curated record
UUCUCUCUAAUGGGUCCCGCGCUCGACUUCCGGUUACCUGAAGAAACCAAUUUCUGAUUUACAGAUCUGUGGGGGGCUUCUGCAACUGCAUCUUUUCUGUUUACUAACUGUGCUAAUCGAAGUGGUUAAGUAAGGGGUAACGCGCUCAUUGUCUCCUUCACUUACUCAAAUGCUUGCAGAGCGCUGUUUUAGUCUUGGGUACCUUCUAUGAGCGUUCUGGGCAGGAAGGAUGUUGAAAAAACAAACGUUAAUAAUAAAGUGUAUGUCAUAUUAAUGAUAAAUGCUAUGAGAAAAAGGAAAUAGGGCAGGUACUAGAGUUAAGGCUUUUAAAAAUAGAGUUACCAGGUCAGUGAGACCUGAGUUGCGUGCAGACCUGGAGGUGAGCAAAAUAGCCAAAGAGAUGUCGGAGUGUGAGCGUUCCAGGCGAAGAGAUCAGCCAGUGCGCAGACCCCAAGGCUUGAAUGCACCGGGCUUGUCGGAGGACUUGCAAGGAGGCUUUUGAAGAAGAGCGAGCUGAGGAAGUAGGAGGUUUAGGGACUUAAGUCCGGAAAUAGAGAUUUCGUUUUCGAACUUCUCUGGAUAAGACUGAGAAAUUAAGUAACGGAAAAAUGUCAGUGACACUGCAUACAGAUGUAGGUGAUAUUAAAAUAGAAGUCUUCUGUGAGAGGACACCCAAAGCAUGUGAAAAUUUCUUGGCUCUUUGUGCCAGUAAUUACUACAAUGGCUGUAUAUUUCAUAGAAAUAUCAAGGGUUUUAUGGUUCAAACAGGAGAUCCCACAGGUACCGGAAGAGGAGGUAACAGUAUCUGGAGCAAGAAAUUUGAGGAUGAAUACAGUGAAUAUCUUAAGCACAGUGUAAGAGGUGUUGUGUCUAUGGCUAAUAAUGGCCCAAACACCAAUGGAUCUCAGUUUUUCAUCACCUAUGGCAAGCAGCCACAUUUGGAUAUGAAAUAUACAGUAUUUGGAAAAGUGAUAGAUGGUCUGGAGACUCUAGACGAAUUGGAGAAGUUACCAGUAAAUGAGAAGACAUAUCGACCUCUUAAUGAUGUACACAUUAAGGACAUAACUAUUCAUGCCAACCCGUUUGCUCAGUAGCUAUAAUUGAUGUGGAAAAAUACUUGGCAAAAUUUGAGGGACACACCUAUUGUGGUUUAUCCAGUUUUAAUUAUGUCAGAAAUUGCAUCAUCCUGCUUGUUUACAGCUAAGAUAUAUGAGUUGGUGGUACCAACGGGAUCCAAACAGCUUUUACUCCAUCCUUAGAGCAUAUUCUUUACUUAUAACUAUUAGUUAUUUACUUAAAACUAAUAGUUAUAACUAUUAGCCAAUGUAUUUUUUUUUUAGAUCCUUUUUGUUGUUGUUGUUACAUAUAAACAUUUAUUUUUAAAUGCC